AUGACUGGUAAAUAUAAUAAUUUUGAAGUUUCUUUUUCUUCACUUCCUAGUGAAAUAUUAUGUAUUAUUCUAAAACAGGUUGAUUGGAAAACCAUUUAUAAUGUGAAAGCAUUAUCAAAAUUUUUUUAUACUUUUGUUGCUAAGAAUUUGGAUUCAUUACCCAAACCAAAAGUUCGUGAAUUUGAAAUUUCAAGUUACGCAACAAAAGAUACCAUUAUUGAAGGAUUUUUUUUAUUGGAAAAUAAAAUUAAUCCUAUAUGUAUUAGUUGUCAAGUCAACAAUUUAUCCCAAUCUGAUAAAGAAAAUGAAAUUGAAAAUUGUCUUAUGAGAAUAGAUCUUACAAAUGUUGGUGUAGGUAAAAUAAAGACAAACGGGAAAUCUUUUGUAUUUGAUAUUCUAAAUCGAUACCUUCAACCAGGAAUAAAUGUUGGAUUUCUAGAAAUUGAAAUUAACAGAUGCCAAAAUUUGGAGAGUUUUUCAUCUUUUAUUCAAAAAAUAAAGCAUGUAACUUUCUUUCACUUAACGAAACUAUGUUUUUCACAUCAAACUAUUCUUAAAUGCCAAUGUACAAAAUUUGUCAACCCAGAAAUGAUAACUAAAUUAUUUCUUAAUAACAAUAAUCUUCAAUGGUUAGAUAUAUCUUCAAAAUGUAGUGAUUUUGAUGUUGAAUUAAUACAAAACAUGAAAACAAGACAAAUUUUAUGUGAAGGUGAAGGAAAAUUACAUAAAAAUUUUACAAUAUGCCUUCCAUAUAAAAGAGAUAUGGAUGUUCAUCACGAAAUUACGAAACAUUUUUCAUGUGGGAAAUAUAUAAUAUCAAAUAUUAGUCAAAAUUAUGGAAAUUUUAAUUACUUUCAGGCUACCAAAUUAUGUACAGGAUGUAAUUGUCAAAUGCACAUUGGAAUUGCUUAUAUUAAUAUUGAAGAAUCAAGGAAACCUAUAUGUUCUUCUUAUGUUUAA
Molecule: messenger RNA, 960 nt
Organism: Strongyloides ratti
Lineage: Eukaryota; Metazoa; Nematoda; Chromadorea; Rhabditida; Strongyloididae
Product: F-box domain-containing protein
Exons: 2
Coding region: 1-960 (319 amino acids)
Molecular function (GO): protein binding
Source: RefSeq, a predicted model, not a curated record